CCGCCGGGGACCGCGGGGCCAGCCCCGUCGCGCCUUUGUGCGGGGCCAGCCCGCCCCUGCCGCGCCGCUGCCGCCGAGCCGCUCCUGCCCCCCACACGCCCGGGCGGGUCCGGCCGCUGCUCGGGCGGCGCGGCGGGGCUUCCCCUCUCUCCGGCCGGCCCCCUGCCCCCCGCUCCGGGCAGCAUGGUGGACCUGGACAGCGAGGUGCCGCCGCUGCCGCCGCGGUACCGCUUUCGGGACUUGCUGCUGGGCGACCAGGGCUGGCAGAGCGACGACAGGGUGCAAGUUGAAUUCUAUAUGAAUGAAAAUACCUUUAAAGAGAGACUAAAGCUCUUCUUCAUCAAAAACCAAAGAUCAAGUCUGAGAAUACGAUUAUUCAAUUUCUCUCUCAAGCUCCUAAGCUGUUUCCUAUACAUAGUUCGUGUGCUCCUGGAUGAUCCUACACAAGGACUUGGAUGUAAGGAAUUAAACCGGAGUUGUUCCAGUCAAAACUACACACCUGGAACAAUUGAUUGGUCUCCCAUUAUUUGGGUGAAUCGAAGCUUACCUUUAUGGGGAUUACAGGUGUCUGUGGCUGUAAUAAGUCUCUUUGAAACUCUGUUGCUAAGUUAUCUAAGCUACAAGGGAAAUAUCUGGGAACAAAUUCUGAGAAUACCCUUUCUCCUGGAAAUAAUUAAUGCUGUCCCUUUCAUCAUCACGAUUUUCUGGCCAGUCCUAAGAAACCUGUUUAUUCCUGUAUUUUUAAAUUGCUGGCUGGCAAAGCAUGCUUUAGAAAAUAUGAUUAAUGAUCUUCACCGAGCCAUCCAACGCACACAGUCCGCAAUGUUUAACCAAGUGCUCAUUUUAAUAUCUACCUUACUAUGUCUCAUCUUCACUUGUAUUUGUGGAAUUCAGCAUCUGGAACGAGCAGGAAACAGGUUGACUCUCUUUGACUCCCUUUAUUUCUGCAUAGUGACAUUUUCUACUGUGGGCUUUGGGGAUGUUACACCCAAGAUAUGGCCUUCAAAGCUGCUUGUUGUCAUUAUGAUCUGUGUUGCUCUUGUGGUGUUGCCCAUACAGUUUGAACAGCUGGCAUAUUUGUGGAUGGAGAGGCAAAAGUCUGGAGGAAACUACAGCAGAUACAGAGCUCAGACAGAAAAACACGUUGUGCUGUGUGUGAGCUCUCUGAAGAUUGACUUACUCAUGGAUUUCUUAAAUGAAUUCUAUGCCCACCCCAGACUGCAGGACUAUUAUGUGGUUAUUUUGUGUCCUACGGAGAUGGAUGCUCAGGUCCGAAGGGUGUUACAAAUCCCAAUGUGGUCCCAAAGAGUUAUCUACCUGCAAGGCUCAGCCCUAAAAGAUCAAGACCUAUUGAGAGCUAAGAUGGACAAUGCUGAAGCCUGCUUCAUCCUGAGCAGCCGCUGUGAGGUGGACAGGACAGCAGCAGAUCACCAAACUAUUUUAAGAGCUUGGGCAGUCAAAGACUUUGCUCCAAAUUGUCCUUUGUAUGUUCAGAUACUGAAGCCUGAGAAUAAAUUCCACAUCAAGUUUGCAGAUCAUGUUGUAUGUGAAGAAGAAUUCAAAUAUGCUAUGCUAGCUCUAAAUUGCAUAUGUCCAGCUACUUCUACAUUAAUCACUCUGCUGGUUCAUACAUCUAGGGGACAUACAGCCCCAUGGGAAGCUUUCAGGCAACUCACUGGAACCAAGCAGACAUUAAACAGGGAGAGUCAGCAAUCACCAGAACAAUGGCAGAAAAUGUAUGGCAGAUGCUCUGGUAAUGAAGUGUAUCACAUCAACCUGGAAGAAAGUACAUUUUUUGCAGAGUAUGAGGGGAAGAGCUUCACAUAUGCUUCUUUCCAUGCACAUAAAAAGUUUGGAGUCUGUCUGAUUGGUGUUAGAAAGGAAGAUAACAAAAACAUUUUGCUGAAUCCAGGUCCUCGAUAUAUCAUGAGUUCUACUGAUAUAUGCUUUUAUAUAAAUAUCACCAAAGAAGAGAAUUCUGCUUUUAAGAAGCAAGAAAAGCAUAGAAAAAACCAUGAAUCAAAAUUAUCUUAUCAUGGAGCUUCUAGGUUACCAGUACACAGUAUAAUAGCCAGCAUGGGGACCGUGGCCAUCGAUCUGCAGGACACGGGGUGCCGCGGGGCCAGCGGGGCCACGCUGGCUCUGCCCGCCCAGGGGGGCAGGGAGGGCAGGAGGCCCAGCAUCGCCCCCGUGCUCGAGGUGGCUGACUCCUCCUCCCUGCCCACCUGCGACCUGCUCAGCGACCAGUCCGAGGAUGAAACCACCCCCUCCGACGAGGAAGGCUCUGCGGGCUUUGAGUAUGCCAAAGGCUAUCCUCCUUACUCUCCUUAUAUUGGAAGUUCUCCCACCUUUUGUCAUCUUCUGCAUGAAAAAGUACCCUUCUGUUGUCUAAGACUAGAUAAGGGGUGCCAGCAUAACUACUAUGAAGAUGCCAAAGCCUAUGGAUUCAAAAACAAAUUGAUUAUAGUUGCAGCAGAAACUGCUGGAAAUGGCUUAUACAACUUCAUUGUCCCACUGAGAGCUUAUUACCGACCAAAGAAAGAACUAAACCCCAUUGUAUUACUGCUGGACAACCCGCCAGAUAUGCAUUUUCUGGAUGCAAUCUGUUGGUUUCCAAUGGUUUACUACAUGGUGGGCUCUAUCGACAACCUAGAUGACUUAUUAAGGUGUGGGGUCACCUUUGCAGCUAACAUGGUGGUGGUGGACAAGGAAAGCACGAUGAGUGCUGAGGAAGACUACAUGGCAGAUGCCAAGACUAUUGUGAAUGUUCAAACCCUCUUCAGGUUGUUCUCCAGCCUGAGCAUUAUCACAGAGCUAACUCACCCAGCCAACAUGAGAUUCAUGCAGUUCAGAGCCAAAGACUGCUAUUCUCUUGCUCUGUCCAAACUGGAAAAGAAAGAGCGGGAGAAGGGAUCUAAUCUGGCAUUUAUGUUUCGACUGCCCUUUGCUGCUGGCAGGGUUUUCAGCAUCAGCAUGUUGGACACACUGCUUUAUCAGUCAUUUGUGAAAGAUUAUAUGAUUUCUAUCACAAGACUUCUGCUGGGACUUGACACCACACCAGGAUCUGGGUUUCUUUGUUCUAUGAAAAUCACAGAAGAGGAUCUGUGGAUUAGGACAUAUGCCAGACUGUACCAGAAGCUUUGUUCCUCUACAGGAGACAUUCCAAUUGGAGUCUACAGGACAGAAUCCCAGAAGCUCACAACAUCUGAGUCACGAGAAAUGUCUUCACAAUCUCAAAUCUCCAUCAGCGUGGAGGAUUGGGAGGACACCAAAGACACCAAGGAGCAGUUCAGCAGCCGCGGCAACCACCGGAACUCCACCUCCAGCGACCAGUCCGACCACCCGCUGCUGCGGAGGAAGAGCAUGCAGUGGGCACGGCGCCUGAGCAGGAGGGCGCCCAGGCACUCUGCCAAAACUGCUGAGAAGAUCAACCAGCAGAGAAUGAACCUCUACAGGAGGUCAGAAAGGCAGGAGCUCGCUGAACUCGUGAAGAACAGAAUGAAGCACCUGGGCCUUUCUCCAGCAGGAUACGGUACCGCUAUACAGUACUUCAGUAGCAACAUUUGCAUGGUGCAAGAUGAAAUGAAUGAUCAUCAGAACACCCUUUCCUACAUCCUGAUCAACCCUUCUCCAGAUACAAGAUUAGAGCUGAAUGAUAUAGUAUACUUGAUCCGACCCGACCCAUUGACUUAUGUUCCAAAUGCUGGACCCAGCCGAAAGAACAGCUUCUGCAAUACAGUGGGACAGGACACCAGGGAGGAGACACAACUUUGAUAUGGAACUCACCACAGCAUUCAGAGACAGUUUUAUACACAUGUUGUUUCCACUAACCAUUUUGCAAGCUGAGUGGUAUAUUUUAUUCAGAUUUUGGAAACAAAAUGACAGUGGGUAAGUGACCAAAUGCAGAAAUGUGGUGCCUAGAAACUCUAAUUUCAGGGAUUGUCAGGUCUGUGGCCUGUUCAGUAUGGAAGUUGAACUUUGUCAGCUUAGCAGAAUGAUGACAACCUGUUGCUAUUUAACCCACACGAACAAAUGUCAGAUUCUACCACAGUUUGCUUAGAUGCUCCUAAGCAUAUUUAGGUGGCAGCAUGUCAGUGACUGAGCUUCUGACCAGUGUCAGAUUAUCUGAUGCCCAUAGAGAGACAAUGCCUGAUUUGUAGUAGCAAAUAUGUUAAUACCUAAAGCUGCCAACAAGGCUCUGUGUGUCAAGAAUUCAGUCUUUGAAAUUAUUUUCAAUCUCAGCCUAUCUCCCAUUUUUUAUUAGCACAGAUUAGUUUCAGUCCCAUUUUAGCCUCCAGGACCUGGGUUUUGUUCCCUGGGUUUACACAGACCAGGCUGAAUGACACAACCUGGUCAUGCUGCAGAGGCUGAGAUUGAGACACUUCAGUGACAGAAGAGCCCAGCUGCAGGAAAGUCCCUCCCAUCUCACACAGGCAGCUCUCCCAACACUGGCAAAAAACUGGGGAGUUACUGUGUGAAGCUGCAUACAGGGGUAGCUCAGGUGAAACAAUCCUUUGAACCUUGGUGGGUUUUUCUGUAGAAACCUGAGUAGAUUACAACACAGAAGUGAGAGCAUCCCUCUAGGGAAUGAUUCCUACAGCAAGCCCUUAACAUUUUCAUGAUUAUGCCAGAACUACAGUUUAUCCAUAACAUUACAUGCCUAGUCAUCCAGAUUACCCAAAAGUGAUACCUUUUUAUAUGAAAUUACAUAUCUCAUUGAAGAUUAAAGAAAUUUAUAACCCAUUCACAAAAUGAAUGUAAUUCCACAUAGUGUGAAAAAGCAUUAUGGAUCUAAAAGCUCUGCUUUGGCAUGAAGUAGACACAAAAGCAUCUGCUUGUGUAAGAAGCAACUAAAAUUGGUCAAGCUUUCUACAGAAUUAAGCAUAUCUGUCCAUGAUCUUCCAAAAUCAUUGUCACAAAUAGGGAAGAACAUACUUGAGGUUUUAAACUCCCUUCUGUUACAAGUGUCCAUAUAGACCCAAGUAAUUUUGCAGGUAGUCUAAUAUGGAAAAAAAUUAUUAUUCUCUGAACUCUCUUGAUGUCCUAUUUUAAAAAAAAAAAAUCAGUCAAAACUGCUUAUAUUCUCUUCUAUAUUAAUUGGUAGAAGUACAUUAUAUUUCUAAAACAGAAACUACAACCAGAUUGCCCAGCAAGCAGCUCUUGAAUGUGAGCCUGUUUACCAGCGUUGUACGGAUACUGAAAUCAAGUCACGUUCAUAUUAGGAAUGACAGCAAAUCUGCUUUUAGUUCCUGCCUUCCUUUUAAUGAUUGCAAGGUUUAACAAUUCAGUGGUUCUGCUUAGAGUCCAUUAUUGCUCGGUGCUUUUCCACACUGGAGUCAUUCACUAGUUUAUUCACAGAUAAAGUAUUUCAAAUGGGCACUGUGGGAAACAAAGAAACAAUUGAAACAGCUGCACAGACUGAAGUCUACAUUUUUUCAGAAAGAAAAACAAACAGUAUAUGGUACAGGAUCCUGUCCAAGACCUGCCAUAGAAGUUACCCAGAAGAGUUUGCAUGGGCAGUGUGAAUAAUUUUUCUAUUUUUAAUACCUUCAGGGAGAAGAUUCUAUUCCAGUUGAAUAUUUUUUUAAAAAAUACAAGUUUCUUAAAAAUGUUCAUUCCAAACUAUUAGAAGGAUCUGUUGUUGCAUACGGAAGGCUUCUCUAAUGGAGUCUCAAGGAGGCAGAGAGGCUUCCAGAACCAUGGCUAUCCUCCAGCUGGCAAGCUGCACACUGCUUUUAGCCUGAGUCACAGUUCACAGGAAUUCCUGUGUGUGUGUACAGCACACACCACUGAUUUAAGGACUCUCUGCCAAAAGGAUCCAUAGUGAGGGCUUGAGUCCUCCCAUUUAACAGCCCAUAAAGCAGCAGAAACAAGCAGCCAGCUGUGUCCAUUUGCCCACUUAACUCAGCAGAAUUGCUGCUUGGCUAGAUUAGAAUAGUGGCAUCUAAUGUAACCCGGUAUUUCUCCAGGCUUAAUGAAUUUCUAAUUGCUCAUUAGCCUCAGAAGAUUUGCUAAAGCAAACACAAAGACAGCUGGAGACACUUGGAGUCCCUAAAAUGAAUGCAAGGCAAUCUUUGUGAACCAAACACUUAGUUCUCUUCAAAAUCUGCUGGAAGACAAGCAAGGUAGUAAAAACUAACAACAGCUUCUGAUGAAGCAGAAGUUCUAAUAACCUAUGAAUAAAGUAUCGCGAAGUUCAGCUGUUCAGAAUAAUGCUGUCUUUCAUGUCGAAAGCAGAACAGGUUUGCUUCCUCUGGAGUAUCUUCACAGACAGACUGCAUUCUAGUGGGAUUUUGAUCUUCCAAGACCAGCCUAAGCACCACUACAUUUUCCCUGAAUGAGACAGUAUGCACGGUCCCCUCAGUGGCCAGGGAGGUGAUUCUUUAAUGGCCAUCCUGCAGGCAAUCUUAUGUUCACACACUUUUUUUCUCAUCAUGAUUAUCAGAAAUGUAACACAAGCCUAACUGGACUGGAGACCAGACUGAGGAACAGGAGUCUCAAGGCUCAGUGCUGGAGAAGGGAUGAUGAAGUUCUAGAAUGGGCAGGGUCAAAUGACUGUUGAACAGAGGGGUGUGAGCAGGCAACAGUGCACUCAGUAGAGGGAGAAAUGUGGAGCUGUGAAAAAAAAGAUUAUUUCUCUCUGUAUUAACUGUAUGUAUUUUUCCUCCUGGCUCACUUCUGUCAACAACCCAAAGAUGGCCCUCUUCCCCAGCACUGCCUUAGCACAGCCCAAGCAGUUUGGUACCGAGUCACAGACCCAGACAGGGAAGCGCUAGCUGAUAAUAACUGCUUCAUUCUCAAGGGAAUUUCCAGCAAAGCCGGAACCUAUGAAAAUGUGUUACCUAGUCUGCAAUAAAAAAAGUCUCAAGAACUCUUUCAAUGGCAUGCAGUGUGUUUCAUUAACUGUUUCACUCCAAUUCCACGACACACAUGAAUUCAGGUACAAAGUAAAAAGCAUGAAGUUCUUGAGUUUUUGAAACUUGCAAUGGAAAUGAAUUAUUGAAGUUGUGAACUUUUGUCUCAGUAAUUAAGAUCAGUUAUUUCCCAGCAUAGAUAUUUUCUCUCUCACAAACAACUUUGUACCACAACUACACUUUAACAACUUCCAAACAAGUAUAACAAGUAUACAAAUGCAAAUUACUGAAUAUUACACCGCUUUAUUUACCCGUGCACCAAAAAAAGCUAAAGAACAAAUAAAUGUUAGGCUUCAGCAAAGGAGGAAAACUGAAAUGACAUCAAGUGCAGCAGAGGUAACACACAAUUCUCUGGUUUCUAGAGAAUUAGGGCUGAAAGUAAUCAUUCUGUAAUUUUGGAACACUGACAUGAGAUUUUGCAGCAUUGAAUUCUGCUUGAUAUCCAAUGGAAACCAGCCACUAAAAUCUGGAAAUGAAUUAAUAACAUGAAGCAGUUCUAUGCAGGUACAAAAAUUUGUACCUCAAGGUUAUAAAAAUACUUCUUCAAGGCAGUGCUAUAAAUGCAGAAUUUAUAAAACUAAGAAAUAUGCAUAAAAUAUGG
This is a messenger RNA of Zonotrichia leucophrys gambelii, 7515 nucleotides long. It is a transcript of the gene KCNT2, whose product is annotated as potassium sodium-activated channel subfamily T member 2. The transcript has 31 exons. NCBI's taxonomy places the organism in Eukaryota, Metazoa, Chordata, Aves, Passeriformes, Passerellidae. Gene Ontology annotation, biological process: potassium ion transmembrane transport. Gene Ontology annotation, cellular component: plasma membrane. Gene Ontology annotation, molecular function: outward rectifier potassium channel activity; intracellular sodium-activated potassium channel activity. Bases 184 to 3774 code for a protein of 1196 amino acids. The record is from RefSeq and is a predicted model, not a curated record.